UCCCCGCCCUCUCACCCCGCUGCCUCUAGGUUCUUGGGAAGAUGGCGAAGGUCUCAGAGCUUUACGAUGUCACUUGGGAAGAAAUGCGAGAUAAAAUGAGAAAAUGGAGAGAAGAAAACUCACGAAAUAGUGAGCAAAUUGUGGAAGUUGGAGAAGAAUUAAUUAAUGAAUAUGCUUCUAAGCUUGGAGAUGAUAUUUGGAUCAUAUAUGAACAGGUGAUGAUUGCUGCACUAGACUAUGGUCGGGAUGACUUGGCCUUGUUUUGUCUUCAAGAGCUAAGAAGACAGUUUCCUGGCAGUCACAGAGUCAAGCGAUUAACAGGCAUGAGAUUUGAAGCCAUGGAAAGAUAUGAUGAUGCUAUACAGCUAUAUGAUAGGAUUUUACAAGAAGAUCCAACUAACACUGCUGCAAGAAAGCGUAAGAUUGCCAUUCGAAAAGCCCAGGGGAAAAAUGUGGAGGCCAUUCGGGAACUGAAUGAGUAUCUGGAACAAUUUGUUGGAGACCAAGAAGCCUGGCAUGAACUUGCAGAACUUUAUAUCAAUGAACAUGACUAUGCAAAAGCAGCCUUUUGUUUAGAGGAACUAAUGAUGACUAAUCCACACAACCACUUAUACUGUCAGCAGUAUGCUGAAGUUAAAUAUACCCAAGGUGGACUUGAAAACCUCGAACUUUCAAGAAAGUAUUUUGCACAGGCAUUGAAACUGAACAACAGAAAUAUGAGAGCUUUGUUUGGGCUUUAUAUGUCGGCAAGUCAUAUUGCUUCUAAUCCAAAAGCAAGUGCAAAAACGAAAAAGGACAACAUGAAAUAUGCUAGUUGGGCAGCUAGUCAAAUAAACAGAGCUUAUCAGAGCUGAACAUAAAGAGUAAGAAAACCAUAUUUAGGAGAGUAAUGGAGAAGACCAACAGAAGGAAAGAAGUUUGAGCAUUGAUCAAGAUAGAACAAGCCUAUGCUUCACAGCAGACAAACCUCCAGAUCUCUUUGGCUUAAAUCAGUGCACCCAGGUGACUCUCUAGGAAAGUGUCUUCCAUAUGUUAAUUUAACCAUUGAGGCUACUUGGGUCUUGUGACUUCAUUGUCUCUUCACAACAGUAAGACACCUUGAUAGAAGAAAAGAGUGAAUGGAGGGUUCAUAACCUUCAAAUCCUACUGGUCAAAGGCUGAGAAUAGCAGUCAGUAUUGCCAGUGAGAACAUAACUAGAUUUGUCUAAAUUUUGAGAAGGAGAGUCAAUCACGUGAAAGAACGUGAAGUCUGAGAGAAAACUAACAUUUAUUGGGUACCUUCUGCAGAAGUUCCAAAACCUUUUUGAUUUACAGCACUAAAUAUCUCAGUAUUUUUUUCAGUGGAUUCCUAGGCCGAAAUAACUAACAGUGCCAUGAGUUGAGUGAUUAGGUCCAAACAAGUUAAAAUGUAUUUAUACGUUAAUAACAGAGUAGCUGCUUGAACAUAGUAGUACACAUACAUAGAAAGAAAGACAAUUUUUAUUUCAGCCUUAACUAUAGAUAACUUACUUACUAAUGAGAUGUGUGGGUUUCUUGGGCACUGGACACCUACCUCUCAGACCUUGUAAUCAUAUUGGAUCCACCACCUUCAUUUCCUGUUCCAAACGGAUUUUCAUGUUUACUGGCUUUUUAUCUAGCCACAACCAAAACUUAGCUCAGCAGAGAUAUGACAUCAAUGAAAGAAAUGUAGUAUGAUCUAAUGUUGAAACUGUAAACUACCUUGAGCUGGUAGGUCUCACAGUGGCUGACAGGUUUUGAGUAUUGCUAUAUUUUCCUCAACACUUUAGAAUAUCCCAUGGCUCUCAUGUAAGUAUGCUGCAGUGCCCUCGGGGGCUUCAGUGCAUGGUUUGGGAGCCAUACAUCUGUUGGCCUAGGUACUAUAUAUAAAUCACCUACUUCUUAACGACAGUUUGGAAGGUAGGUGCUAUGAUUUUCAAGUUGGAUGUGGAAAGUCAAGUUUGAGAGGGGGUAUGCAUUCUACCCUAAACCUCCUAGUUAGUAAUUAACAGAGCAGAGGCUUGAACCCAAACCUUCUGGCUUUAAACCCCAUUGCAUCAUGCCAUGUGUCAUGAGAUUUGCAGGAUUAAGGUUUUCACAGCUUCCUCUCCCCAUGACCUUUCCCUGGUUUCAAGCAACAUUGAAAUUACUAUUUUUUAAAACAUGUGGAAAUACUUGAAACUCAUGGAACUGAUUUUAAGUCAUGUCUCCUUUUUAAGCUAUAAGGCACACCUGCUAGAAAAUAAAUUUUCGUAAGCAGAGAUUAAAGAACUUUACAAUGGCCUUAAAAUGGCCCCAGGAAAGAUUGCUUAAGGUUUGAAAUCAAGACAGUAAAUUUAUAAUUAACUUGUAAUUAUUUUACUGCUAAUUUUUAAUGUGACAUUUAGUAAGAACCACAUAUCACUUUUCCCCAGCUGGCAGGACAGUUCUUAUAAACUAAACCGUCUUCACCAGCUGUUGCCUAAUUCAGUAUGGUCCAUAUUGGAAUUUUUCCAGCUCUGCCUGAACAUUAUUACUAAGUCUCAGCAGACCCAUGCAAAAGUGAGCCAUAACUAUAGUCUUUCAUGUUACUCAUAGUUCUAUUUAAUUAUCUGAAAUACUACCUGAUAAAUAGUGCAAUCAGAAGAAUUUCAGUUUAACAGUAACUACUUCCACAUCACUUUUACGCUGUCAUCUAAUUUGAAACAGGUUUUGGAUUACUACCUCUGAAUUAUGUAAACUCUUAAUCAAUGAUUAAGAAUCUUUGAGCUGCUGGUGUGUGUGUGUGUGUGGUUCUUAUGUGUCAGUAAAUUCGGCCCUAGUAAAAUGCACUUUUUUUUCUUCACUAGACUUUUUAGGCCUUUUUUUUUCUCCUAAACUUGUUGAGGGGAUAAAGAUGAGCAGCUGGAACCAAGGAAGAGCAAAUUCUUACAAAAGAAAUUUGUUUUCAAAGCAAUGUCACUUCACAUAGAAAUAAUAUUUGCAUUAAAUGCCCCUAACACAGAUUAUAAUUCAAAGAAACAUCUGAGUAGUGGAAAACUGUUCUCUACUUAAGAACAAAUUCAUCAGCAAAUGGAAAUAGACUAACAUUUAUUAAGCACCCUGUAAAUGCCAGGCAUUCUAUUAUUUUGUUUGAACCUAAAUACAACAUUGGGAGCUCAAUUUUAUGACCUUCAUUUUGCAGAGGAGGAAACUGAAGGCUGAGAGAUUUAAGAAAUCUUCCAAGUUUAAAAGUGAAUAAAUGUUAGUGCUUGCAUUCAAAGUCAGGUGAGUCUUACUUUACAGUGAUGGCUUUUGCCUACAGGAAUGCACUGCCUUCAGAUCACUUACAUUUUAUAAUGGUAAUUGUAUAUAAAAACAUGAUAUUAAUUUUUUAUUUGUCAAAUAUUUAUUUGGUAAAUAAAAUGUGACCAGCACAUUUCUAGGAGUGAACUAAUGGCAGUUAUGAUUAUUGACAUUUAUUAAAGCUAUAUAACUUACAUGUAUUUUCUAAAAGUUAGUGAUUUAUUUUCAGCCUUUCUGUAAUUUUGAGUUAGGGAUCUCAAAAGAUCCCAGGGUGUUGGUAAGGACCUACAAUACUGAAAAAAUAUUGGACUGGAUCCCAGGAGACCUGUGUUUGCCUCUUUCACUUGCUACCUCUGUGAUCAAACGAAUCAGUCUCUAAAUCCGUGGCUCAGUUUCUUUAUUUGUAUAAUAAAAGGAUUGGAAUAUAUUAUCUCUGAGAUUCUUCUGAGUACUACAAUUCUAUGACUUUACUAAACACAUUCAACUUUUAUAGGUCAUUCCCAACAAUCCAUAUGAGUACACUGAAAUGGUAGUGGUGUAUAUAAUUCAGAGCUGAACGAAACACCUUCAUGUUUGGCCUUGGAAAGUAUAAAUGAG
Callithrix jacchus (white-tufted-ear marmoset) is the source of this 3858-nucleotide messenger RNA. NCBI's taxonomy places the organism in Eukaryota, Metazoa, Chordata, Mammalia, Primates, Cebidae. The record is from RefSeq and is a predicted model, not a curated record.